AGCGUACCCAGCGCUGACAAUGUCAAUGGCAAUGGCGCCGAGAUUUCAUUGAUCAGGGUGCACCAGGCUUGAUCAACGUCUGCUGAUUGCUGUCAUCGCACUCAGACCGUCAUUGAUCAGGUCUUCCUUUUAGUGCUGUAGGGCCGGUUUGAGCGGAUUGAGUACCCGGAACUUUUCUAUACUGGUCCGACUUCAGCAAUUGGCAGCAACCAGAAUCAGUCCAACUCCAAAUCAAGGAGGAGGAGUAUCUGCAAGAACAUCUCAGCCUGAAAGCAUGGCAAUUGCCACAGAUAACUACAGGGAAAGCAUGUACUCGGCGCUCACAGAGUACAGGCCUGGCAGCUUCUGCAUAGGUGGUGUACUCAAUGAACUCAAAGAGUUCAUUGCUCCAGAAUUGGUGGUGGAAGGGCUCGGUCCAGUCGAAUUACCACUUGCCUCAGCUCAAGCAGAGACGCUAGCAUCGUUAUGUUCUUGGCCAUUACCUAAUGCCAUCAAUGACAACAUCACAGGCCCAUGCUUACAAUUGUCGCACGACAAAUUCAGACUGACAGACAAUGGUUGGGACGAGUGCCUCCGAUUUCUGGUGAACAACGAGGUAGUGCAAGGCUUUGGCAUUCUGGACAACAUCAUUGUUGUGCCCCAGCUGGACAGACUGCUGUUGCUCCAACCUGGAGAGUCUGUACCGCCACACCGUGAAAUUGACAAGGAGGUUUGGGGCAUUCACCUGGGAACGCUGGUCAUCAGUCUUCCAUCCUCACACUCGGGAGGAGAGCUGCUUGCGCGCCAUGCCGGUCAGCAGAAGAGGUUUCCGUUUGUCCAAGAGGCCCCGUCACGGGUCCACUAUGCAGCUCAUUAUGCGGAUUGCGAGCAAGAGUUCCUGCCGGUCCAGAAGGGCUAUCAAUUGGUCCUCCUGUACAAUAUCUCCUACCAGGGUGUCCGGGAGACACUCAAGCCUCCAGACAACUCCAUGUCAGUCGCAAAGAUCAGAGAAGCAAUCAUGGCCUGGAGCCUGGAUGCCAACGGUCCUCAAAAGAUGGUGGUGCCAUUAGAGGGGUGUUUCAUCAUGGGGAACCAGCUCACGUUCGAUACGAUCCGUGGCUCCGAUCGGGCCAUGGUGGAAGCUCUCAUGCAGUCUGCCCAGACUUCGGAGGGCCCUCUAUUCCAUGCAUAUCUCGCCACGCUAGCUCAGCGCGAGAUUGCUCUCAUCGACGAGGAAGACGAUGACGUCAUACUGGAACGCUCCGGGAUGCUCAAGGACCUGCUGGCACCGAAGGGUCAGACCGCGCCCUGCCGGAACAUGAGCUUCAGAGAAGAUGAAAUUCUGUUGGAGAUGCUUGACGAUCCAGAGUUCUUCGACGAAAGAAUACUUGUGGAGGCGACCGAGGACCAAGGCGAGACGGUCGAGCGCUGGGGUUCGAAAGCCGCGAUUGUCGUGUGGCCGCUCACAAAGCGAUGGGACAUAGCCCUCGCUGAAAACGCGGAUAAAGCACUGCAGGGGAGCAUUCUCUUUCUACUAUUCUUAGCCAAAAAGCAGAGCUGCGGAAUGGGCAACAAAGACCGCGACGCGGCUACGCUCAUGGAGACCGUCCAAGGCGUCCGCGAUGCUCUCGAGGCUGCUUGCACAUCUGAUUGCCACCUGUCAUCAGGACAAGCGACGACAGUGCUCAACGCCGUGACGGAGCACGGCCGUCUGACGGACAUGGAAGAGCUUCGGUGCGCCUUGAAAGCGGUUCAGCAGGCAGACUUUCAACGGCUAUCUUCGGCACAACUCUCACGAAUGGCCAAGAUUGUGGAGGAAGAUGCGAAGUCGCUGCGCCUUAUGGAGGAAAGGCCUGGCAACCCGGAUAUUGUCCCAGUGUGCACAUUCUGCAAGAGCACCGCCGAGAAGAAGCAAGUAGAGAAGUUGCGAAGGUGUGGGGGCUGUCUGAUACCGUUCUAUUGCGGAGUCAAAUGCCAAAAAGCGCACCGCAAGUUGCAUAAGCCGUACUGCAAAGCAGUUGCCGGGUAA
Klebsormidium nitens is the source of this 2008-nucleotide messenger RNA. NCBI's taxonomy places the organism in Eukaryota, Viridiplantae, Streptophyta, Klebsormidiophyceae, Klebsormidiales, Klebsormidiaceae. The record is from the annotation of a GenBank genome assembly.